Molecule: messenger RNA, 2658 nt
Organism: Mytilus trossulus (common blue mussel)
Lineage: Eukaryota; Metazoa; Mollusca; Bivalvia; Mytilida; Mytilidae
Exons: 2
Coding region: 1-2658 (885 amino acids)
Molecular function (GO): protein binding
Source: RefSeq, a predicted model, not a curated record
AUGGCAACAUUCGGUCGUUCAAAAAAACGUAGGUAUCAAAGAAACAGAAAUAAAUUAACUUAUGCUGCACAAUAUUUGAUGCAAGAGAUUUUACAAGAACUGCUGCAUAUUAAGGAACCUUGCCAUAUGAUAGCUGAUCAUUUGAAAAAUGAUAGGAAGCUUUGGAGUCGUUUAACAAAAAACGAAAGGGACAUCAUUUUAAAGGCUUCUACAGAUGGUUAUUCAGAUUUUGACGUAUCUUUAAUAUAUAAAGCACUGCGAAGUUUAAACAUAAUUCCUUAUCCUACAAAGGGAUGGGGACAUGAAACAGAUCCAGAAAGUUCUGAAACAACUGUUGGUGAUGAUAUUGAACGAAUACGACGAUAUAGGAAUGUCAUUGCUCAUCCACGUGAAGGGAACUUUAAAGUAACAGACGAAGAAUUGACCCAGUGGUUUUCUGCAUUUAAAGAUGUUGCCAAAAGAAUGGAAAUAUAUCUUGGCAAACGUAAUGGUGAUUUAACUAACAAAUUCGAUAAUCUUGAAACCGAUGAAUUAAAUGAUGAUAUAAAGGACUCUUUUUUGAAAACGAUCAAAUGUUUGACGGAUGAGGUUGAUCAAUUACGACAGUACAUUGACAACGUUCAUAUAAGUGAUUCGAUGCUAGUUCAAAUUGAGGAAUGGGAAAAGGUCAAUAAACAAUUUGUACCUACAGACCUUUGUGCAAAAUUACUUCUUACCUUACAAGAAAAUAAUGUAACGACUGUUUACGGAAUUUCCGGAAUUGGUAAAUCAGCAACAAUACAUCAUGUGGCGCUACUUUUGCGGGAACAAAAUCAGUAUGAAAUCCUUCCUUGCCACAGUCCUGAAGAUAUAAUAAACAAGUUUAAGAAAAAUGAAAACCAAGUUUUUGUGUUUGAUGAUGUGUGUGGCAGAUAUUCGGCCAUACAAAAUGAAAUUAACCUUUGGAAAAAGUAUGAGCCCUUCCUAAAACGUAUAAUAAGAGAAAAGAACGUAAAAGUUAUAACUUCGUGUCGCUUGCAGGUUUUUAAGGAAGAACAGUUUCAGCGAAUAGGGUUUCUCAAGGAAUGUUCAAUCGAAUUUUCGGAUAAUUUGAUAACUCAAGAUCAAAAACGGUCAAUAUCUGAAAAAUAUCUUGAUGCUCAUUUGAUACCUGCUAUUGAAAAUGUCAUUAACAAAUGCGAUUUCUUUCCUUUAAUGUGUUCUUUGUAUGAAAAUCAUAUAGAAAAAGAUAUUGUUGACUUUUUUGAAAACCCGCUAGAUAUUUAUAUGUCUGAAUUUGACAACAUUAAAGAAGAACCUCAAAAACUGAAAUAUUUUACAAUUGUAUUAAUUGUUAUUUGCAACGGGGAACUGCGUUUUCCUUUAAAAGAAGACAGUGAUUAUAAUUUAGUUCAUAUGGAGGUAUAUUUGCAGAAUCUUUGUGAAGAGUGUGGUAUUUUUAGUGGAACUUCUAAAACCGAUAUAUUAAUGCAAAUGAAUUCAUUAGUAGGUACAUUUUUAAAAAUUGAACACUAUUGCAACAAGGCUGGAAACGAGAUGGUUAUUUAUCGACCGAUUCAUGCCAAACUAUUUGACUAUAUGUGCUAUCAUUGUGGAUUAAAACAAAAUUUCCAAAAUGUGAUUAUCAAAUAUGCUUGUAGUUCAUUAUUAAGUCAACGUACUUGUCUAGAAUCAUUACCGGGAACAGAGGAAACACCAAUAGUGAUCUGUCCUGAGAAUGAAAAGGAGUUUUUUAAUCGGAUUAUCAGGGAUAUUUUAGAAGUCUAUUCAGAAGAUGUACUCCGAAGUCCACAAAUGAAAUGUCUAGAGUACAGACAAAAACUGAUUCGGUUUCUUACUUGUAAAGCGCAAAUGAUAAAAGAUGCAUUUAAAAAUAAGCAUACUAGAAGGAAAGUAUUAGAUAGAAUUUUCUCUUCCAAUUAUCCUGAUCUAAUUGCAGCCGUAAGUGAUAUCCUGAUGGACAUAGAGGGUAAUUUAAUGUAUAAUUUAGAUCUGGCUUAUUGUACUGACAAACCUUCUUUAUCAAGGUCCGCUAAAACAGCCUGUGUUAUUAAUACAGCAUUUAUUUCUGUUCAAAAACAUUGCUAUACGCCUCUGGUGUGUGCUUGUGUCAAAGGCCACGCUGAAAUUGUUAGACUACUUAUAGAUUGCGGUGCUAGUGUUAACUCGAAUACUUCAUACAGGAAAUGUUCUCCACUGAUAGCGGCAAUAAUGGGAAACUUCUCCUCCAUUGUCGACACAAUUUUAAAGAAUCGUGAUAUAGACGUUAAUAUAGCAGACAAUAAACAUGUAACCCCAUUAAUGGUGGCAUGCAAUAGUGGAAAUUUCGAAAUGGUUUGUUCCCUUGUACAGAAAGGAGCUAAACUGGAUGUUAUUGAUAAAUGCGGACAAACAGCUCUAAUGUUUGCAAGUAGGCAUGGAUAUUCUGAUAUCGUAGAAUUUCUCUGUGAACAAAAUGCAAACAUUAACCUCAAAAGUAGAAAAAAAUGGACAGCUUUGAUGUUUGCAUGUAAAGGAGGCCAUACUCAUAUUGAAGGUACUUUGAGAUUCAAAGAAGAAAACUCAAUGAAUAACACUGAGGAUAUUGCCAAACCUGAAAAUACAGAUUUACGCAGAGAGGAGGAAAUUGAACUCUCAGAAUUUGUUACGACGUUGUAA